Molecule: messenger RNA, 512 nt
Organism: Brassica rapa (field mustard)
Lineage: Eukaryota; Viridiplantae; Streptophyta; Magnoliopsida; Brassicales; Brassicaceae
Source: RefSeq, a predicted model, not a curated record
UAUUAUAAACACUCAGAAACUUGUAGAUUCUCCCGACUUCUUCGAUAACUAUUUAUUAAAAUAAAAUAAUUCUUUUUUUUGAAACUUAAAUUAUAAUAUAACUCAGAUCAUGAUUUCUGUUGUUGUCAUCACUGAGCUACUGGUUGAGUACACGGCGGCGCUGGCAAAACUCACCGCCGGGAUUCUUCCGAGACGUCAAGGAGACAGAGACGUCGUACGCAUCGGCGGUUUCUCUCUACGUUAUCCUCCUCGAUCGACGACAACGAUUCCAGAUUUCUCUUCUCAUCUCGUUGACUUCUGAUAUGCGACCAACGAUCUUUGUCAGAUCUCAGUUUUGUGUGAUUCUCCGGAGCUUGUGACGGGAGAGACUUUUAUUUAUUUUUCUUCCCUUGAUUGUAUUAUCUCGUACUCUGGUUUUUGUUGUUUAUGUGAGGAAAGAGUUUUGGAUCGAUUAAAGGUUUGUAAAAUUGUAUCGAGUUAUAAUUGAGAUAAUUAUUUUGAUGAACUGCAAA